GACACAGUUUCCGUAUCAAACCCGUCCAAACAACGGUCCUACCAUGGCAACAGCGAGAAUUUGUGUCCUGUUUGUUGUCCUGUCUUCGACUUUAGCAGAAGACUUAAAAUUAAAAUACAAAACUCCCACUGAACCUGUCCGAUUAUUCACUGAGGAGGAGCUGAAGAGAUACGACGGCAGCGAGGAGGGACAGCCCAUUUACAUGGCAGUAAAAGGAGUUGUGUUUGAUGUCACCAAGGGAAAAGAGUUUUAUGGAAAAGAUGCACCAUACAACGCCCUGGUUGGUAAGGAUUCCACUCGGGCUGUGGCUAAGAUGUCCCUGGACCCAGCAGACCUGACAUCAGAUACUACGGGCCUCAGUGAAGAGCAGCUGGAGUCUCUGGACAGUAUAUUUGAAGGCACGUACAAAACAAAGUAUCCCAUUGUGGGUUACACGGCAUCACGCAUCCUCAACGAGGACGGAAGUCCCAACAAAGCCUUCAAACCCGAGGACCAGCCUCAUUUUCAAAUCAAAGAUGAGUUUUAAUCUCAUUUUACCUCUUUUCUCUUUACUUGUGAGAAUCAGAGCUGAAUAUGCCAGGGUGCAAUACAUGUACAAGAGAAGAAGAAAAUACACAAUAGAAACUUUUUAUUCAUAUUCAUUACCUGAACUGAAGGUUUACAUGAUCUGUUGAGAGCUUUAGCUGCACAAUUACUUUGAAAUCAUUUCAACACGUAUGGUAUGUUUUUUCUAAAAAUACAUUUCAUGAAAAUUAGUGAUAGUACAAUAUCAGAUUUUCACCACGAUUAUAAUGGCCGUAAAAGUUCAUGAUAACAAUAUUAUUGUUAUACCUAUAAAAAAUGAAAUAAUAAUGCUAUCAGUCAAAUUCAUCUUUAUUCUGUUUUGAUUGGUAAAUGAAUUACAGUCAAAAUACAAGUGUAGAGAUGUUAAAGACUCUCUCCACCUCUAUACAUAGCUGCACAAAAAACAAGGCAACCCUAUGGUGUUGAAAGAAAUAGAAAUGAUUUAAGAGGCGCUGGUUAUUUACACGAUAUUUUCACGUGUGUUAUUAACAGGACGUCAGUCAUUCCUUUUAAAAUAUCUUGGUUAUUAUCAGUACCUGUAUAUCACAAUACAUGUAGUCAUGAUUAAAAUAAGGCUGUUUGAUAAACAUUUGGGAGGAAAAUGAUGCUGACUUUUAAAGAUCCCACCCAGACACUUUCUAAGAAAUAUAAAAAAAAUACUGUUUGGAAGACAGAUUUUUUUCACCUAAAGGUUCAGGGGAAGAAUGAGAAAACAUCUUUUUAGUGUCAAACUGAAUAUGUGUUAUUCUGCACAGUGAAGCUCAAACUUCAAAAAUAAAAAUAAGUAAAACACAUUUUUAAAUGAGGGGGACUUAAAUUUUAUGUGUGGUCACAGUGAUCAUCUUCUACCUAUGUCAGAGCAAUUAGAACAAAUGAAUGCACAGAAACAUUUUAUUGGCUUCACAGAAAGACAUCUAAUGGCCAAAUUAAACUACGCGUGUAAUGGAUUCAGAGUUAUGGCAGUCAAAAAAAAAAAAAUCAGCUGUUUCAUAUGAAUAUUCGACA
Messenger RNA from Epinephelus lanceolatus (giant grouper), 1569 nucleotides. RefSeq names its product neudesin neurotrophic factor (gene nenf). Gene Ontology annotation, cellular component: endoplasmic reticulum; endomembrane system; membrane. NCBI's taxonomy places the organism in Eukaryota, Metazoa, Chordata, Actinopteri, Perciformes, Serranidae. The record is from RefSeq and is a predicted model, not a curated record.